AUGAGUGGUGUCACAGUUUGGGAGGGGGGUGAUGAAGCUGAGGAGGAGGAGGAGGCGCGCUCUUCUCCCCAGUGGUCAGAGGAGCGCUGCGAGGAGCUUUGGGAGCGCGUGGAGGGGGUGCGCCACAAGCUCACCCGCAUCCUCAACCCGGCCAAGCUCACGCCGUACCUGCGCCAGUGCAAAGUCAUGGAUGAGCAGGACGAGGACGAGGUGCUGAACUCCACGCAGUACCCUCUGCGCAUCAGCAAGGCCGGCCGCUUGCUGGACAUUCUCCGUAGUCAGGGCCAGCGAGGUCUUCAAGCCUUCAUGGAGUCGCUGGAGUUUUACCAUCCCGAACAGUACACACAGCUGACCGGAGAGCAGCCCACGCAGCGAUGCUCCCUCAUACUGGAUGAGGAAGGUCCAGAGGGCUUGACUCAGUUCCUGCUGCUGGAGGUGCGGAAAAUGAGGGAUCAGCUUCGAAACAGCCGCCUGUGCGAGCGCCGCCUGUCUCAGCGCUGUCGGAUGGCGGAGGAGGAGCGCGGCAGAGCUGAACGCAAGGCUCAGGAGCUACUGCGAGACAGAAUGCAGCUCGAGAGGCUGCGUCAGGAGUGGGAGUCGGCCAGUCGUGAGCUUGGAAAGAUGAAGGACAGACACCUGGAGCAGGCCGUCAAAUACUCCAGGGCCUUGGAGGAGCAAGGCAAAGCGACCACCCGUGAGAGGGAACUGCUGAGGCAGGUGGAAGAGCUGAAAUCGAGGCUGACAGCAGCAGAGAAACAAACAGCAGAUAUGCCUGGCAUUGCUAAAAAGGGCGGCUCCGUCUGCAAUGGAACCGACGGCUCUCCACCGGCUUUACCCGAGAAGCCGCUGCGCCGCAUGGACGCCCAGAGUACGGACACCACAGGAACUGAAGCCAGGAACCACGUCCCCUCCAAUGGGGUCAUUGCUCUGAUGGAUAUCCUGCAACAGGACCGCAGAGAGGCUGCGGAGCAAAGGCGAGAACUGUGCGACGUCAUCACCAGACUGCAAAGGGAGCUGCAGAGCGCCGAGGAGCUCAGGGACAAGUUGGAGACACAGUGUGAACAGCUCCAGCUAAAAGUCAGAACUCUCCAGCUGGACUGGGACACAGAGCAGAAGAGAACCGUGUCCUAUUUGAACCAAAUCAUUGAACUGGAAAAGGAGAGAGACCAGGCCCUACGCAGCCGAGACAGUCUGCAGUUGGAGUACACCGAGUGCCUGCUGGACAAGAACCGCCUGCGCAAACGCAUUGUGGAGCUGCAGGCCAGCCUGGAGCAGCAGGAGAGGGAGCUGGAGAAAGAGCAGGAGAAGUGUCGGGAGCAACAGAGCCCCUGUUUGCACUGCUCCCACCUGUCUCUGUGGAGUGAGGACCAGUGCUUCGGACCCUGCUGCUCUCUUGACCUGGAUCUGAGCCCCCAGCCCAGCACCUCCCAUCUGGUGCAGAGAAAGACUCCCCCCAGAGGUCCAACCAAUGGCAAUUUAGAGAGUUCAUGUUCCAACUCAGAGGAGAAUCUCCUGUUCUCAACAAAAGACGAUGAAAAGGAAAUAAAUCGGCUCUCCACUUUCCCCUUCCCUCCCUGUAUGAACUCAAUCAACCGACGUUUUAACACAGAGUUUGACAUGGAGUCGUGGGGUAGCGAUGAAAAUGAUAACAUUUCAGGGGAGCAGGGUGAACCCUCUCUCUGGGAUUCCUGGACCUCCCUACACUCUCAUCUCUUCCCCCCCGACUUGGUCAACAUGGCCACGGUUUCUUCACAUGCACCCAAACCCGGUGUUUCCAGGAAUCCCACCUCUCUUAACUCCCCCUCUUCGAGUCCCCCCAUCUCAUCAAAGCUUCAAAGAACCAGCCUGGCAGACAGUAUCACAAUAGUUGGGGGAAAUCGAACAGGGAUCUUUGUCAGCCAUGUGAAAGCGGGCUCUCCAGCGGAGCAGUGCGGGCUGAAAGAGGGCAGUGAGCUGCUGGAGCUGGAGCGGGUUCUGUUUGGUGGGGGGAGCGUGCUGCUGGGUCAGUGCACGGCUGAGGUGGCCCACUUCUCUCUUCAGUGGUGGACAGAACUCUCAACACUCAAACACCAAAGCAAUGAAGAGGCUUAUUCCAAGCUGUGCUCGGAGCUGGCCUCGCCCGCUUUCACGGGGGCUGACUCCUUCUACGUGCGCGUUAAUCUCAACAUUGAGCCGCAUGGCGAGCCGCCGUGCCUGGGCGUCUCCUGUGACGACAUCAUACACGUCACAGACACAAGGUACAACGGGAAAUACCAGUGGCACUGUUCCCUGGUGGACCCGAUCACGGCCAAGCCCCUUCAGACAGGGACCAUGCCCAACUACAACAGGGCACAGCAGUUGCUACUCGUAAGGUUACGGAAAAUGGUGCUGCAGGAAAAGGACCUAAAGAAGAAGGUGUUUAACAGGAAAACAGCAGGCCGCGUUCGAUUGGUCAAGGCAGUGAAUCCCAGCUGCCGAGGGGUGGGCUCUACUCAACAAGUGCUUUACUCACUCAGCAAACGCCAUGAAGAGCAUUUAAUCCCGUACAGCUUGGUGCAGCCAGUCAGGAUACAGACCAGGCGUCCUGUCAUUUUCUCCCCGUCUCUUCUCUCCCGGGGUCUGAUAGAGAGGCUGCUGCAGCCAGCGGAGUCUGGCUUGAAGUUUAACACCUGCCCUCCAGAGCCCAUUCAAGUGUCAGAGAGAAAGGACAAGAGCAUAUUCCUUUUGGAUUCAUCUAGCCCGGCCCAGACUCUGGGCAUAAGGCUGCAGUCUAUACAGGAUGUUAUCGGCCAGGACAGGCACUGUCUGCUGGAACUGGGGCUGCCCAGUGUUGAGGGUUUACUGAGACAGGGGAUUUAUCCCAUUGUCAUCUAUAUUCGCCCUAAAAAUAAAAAGCGUAAGAAGCUGAGGAAGUUUUUCCCACGGUGUGGGGAGGACGGUGUAAUGGAGGAGGUGUGCCAGGCAGAGGAGCUGCAGCUGGAGACCCUGCCCCUGCUUUACCACACCCUGGAACCCAACACCUGGAGCUGCACCGAGGAGCUGCUGGAGGCUCUGUGCAAUGCCAUCCACAGCCAGCAGCGGGCAGUGGCCUGGGUCGAGCUGGACAGACUGCAAUAGAAGGGGAACGUGUAAAACCCUAUCAACUCAUUAGCACAAACCCAGUUCUAGGGUCUAGGGAGCUGUUAGAAAAUACUAAGCCACAGAGAGGCCUCCACGGGGGUUACUGUACAUAAAUAAACCUAAAAAAUAUAACUUAGGCCAUAUCAGGCUUGUAUUUAUUCGUAGAAACUUUUUUAUUUGAAUAACUAAAGGUACUCUUAUUUCAAAACUCCUGUCUACCAGAAAUGUAAUCAAUCAAACUGAUUUAAGCAUUGAACUACAUAAAGACAGGUACAUUUUCAGAUCUAGCCAUAGACAUUCCUAUGUCAAAUGGUGUUGCCUUAAACGGGUAACUACUAUUGAGGUUUUAGAACGUAACAGUAUUGUCACAAUAAGGGGGGGGGGGUCUUAUUCACAAAUGAGAAUAAUAGCUGUAAGUCAGGAUGGCUGUUGCAUGUCAACUAUGCAUGUCUUAUUGUCUGAGUAUCCAUGGGCUGCUCUGUAAACACCCCAAUGUGAACCAGGUUUAAUUGAAAACCACUGUGAUGUUUAUCUUAUUUACACUUUAAGGAAACCGAGAAUUUCUUGGGAUUUUCAGGGGGAAGUCUGUUCGACUGAAGGUCAGUCAUUUGUAAAUUUCAAUGUACGCCAAACUGUGAUUUUUGGUUUCUGCUACUUUUUGAAAAAAAAAAAAAGAUUUAUACAAAUCUAAUUGACUUUGACUUCAUAAAUGAGUUCAAACAAACUAUAAACAUAAAGGCAUGGUAUAUGCAAGAUGCAGGCCGAAACAGCAUACACGGGAAAAUGUGGGAAAAUAUGUGGAUAUAACUGGAAUGAUUAUGUGUGGGAAGCCAUUAAGUCAAAGUCUGAGAUACGUCAACAUGUGAAUGAGAAUAAAACAUGGAAUAAUAUGAAGAACAAACAACACCAGAACCUUAGAAAUAGAGAGAAAUAGCAAGGAGAGGAAGUGGAAAAUUACAGGAAGUGAGGGCAACGUCAGUGCCACUGGUAAUUGGACUAUUAGGAAUGGGAUCUCCCAAACACAGCAGUGAGGCUUCAACAGAUCCCAUCAAUAUCCAAUUUUU
Menidia menidia (Atlantic silverside) is the source of this 4163-nucleotide messenger RNA. The record is from the annotation of a GenBank genome assembly. Lineage: Eukaryota; Metazoa; Chordata; Actinopteri; Atheriniformes; Atherinopsidae.